This is a messenger RNA of Penicillium taxi, 1959 nucleotides long. Its product is annotated as putative NAD+ kinase Utr1. Gene Ontology annotation, biological process: NAD+ metabolic process; NADP+ biosynthetic process. The transcript has 2 exons. Bases 1 to 1959 code for a protein of 652 amino acids. NCBI's taxonomy places the organism in Eukaryota, Fungi, Ascomycota, Eurotiomycetes, Eurotiales, Aspergillaceae. The record is from RefSeq and is a predicted model, not a curated record. Gene Ontology annotation, molecular function: NAD+ kinase activity.
AUGGCGUCGCAAGGCAGCGAAUCUCUCCGAGCUGACACACCAGAUCUCGCUCAGAAAUGUUCUCUUUUAUCUCCCUUAUGUCCUAGUGCCCCACCUGCCCCAUCCACUUCAACCGUCAGCGAGGCACUGCUUCACGAUUACGCUCUCCAUAUAGAACCCUCUCAAACACACGGCAUCCAUUCACCUCGAGUUUCGACUCCAGUUGCACCUGAUAACAAGGCUCUAGCACCUCCGAUUGAAUCGACUCAAGAGGAGACCGCCGGCUGGUCGCUGUCCGGCUCGACCCUUGAGCGGUUUCGUCAAAAGUCCCUCUCUGGUCGUCGACCGCGAAACGCGCCAAAAUCACUCUCCACCGAUAGUAUCCCCCGCCAGACAAUCAUGAAGGCCCUGGCUUCAAGAUCUAGCUUUGGCAAUGCUCAGAACAGCACGUUCCAAAGCCCUUGGUCGGGUCUUAUCUCGAAUAACAGCACCGGCAACUCCGGCCCCACUGGCAGUGGUAGCAGCACUAAUAAUGGCUCUACAUCUUCAGAGGAGAAGGACCCGCAGCGCGGCAAUAGCAAUACCUCCCGACGACUAUCCGCCGCUUUAUCUAACCUUCAACUGAGCGAUUACCUCGAACGAUCGUCGUCCUCGGCGCGACUGGUGUUGCAGUCGCCUUGUUUCUUUCACCAGCGCUUCGAUGACGCUGUCAAUAUUAAGAAGGUGCUGGAAGAGAUUGCAGAUGAUGACUGGCUGUCGCAUUCACGACUAGUCCAAACUGCAACGGGCGUGAGGGAGGUAUCCAAGCAACUACAACGGCGGCCAAUCAAACGUGCCGUUCGGAAUGUCAUGAUAGUUACAAAGGCACGCGAUAACAGUCUUGUACACUUGACACGAGAGGUGGCCGACUGGCUACUUUCAACUCCGCGCUAUGGAAGUGAUGUGGGUGUUAAUGUCUAUGUCGACGCGAAAUUACGGGAUUCGAAGCGGUUCAAUGCCGCUAGUAUUCUUCAGAAAGACCCUCGUUUCUUAAGGAUGCUACAUUUUUGGACUCCUGAUCUCUGCUGGACCUCACCGGAAAAGUUCGAUCUGGUCUUGACACUUGGAGGCGACGGAACCGUUCUAUAUACAUCUUGGCUCUUCCAACGUGUCGUUCCCCCAGUCCUCUGUUUCUCUCUAGGCAGCUUGGGCUUCCUGACGAACUUUGAAUUCUCUGAAUAUAAAUCACAUCUCAGCGCAGUGAUGGGCGAUGUGGGCAUGCGCGUUAACUUACGCAUGCGCUUCACAUGUACAGUUUACCGGAAAGACCGGAGCAAGGGAGCAGAAGCGGGGGCAGUGGUUGAGGGAGAGCAGUUUGAGGUACUCAAUGAAGUCGUCAUUGACCGUGGCCCUUCUCCCUAUGUUUCCAAUUUAGAGCUAUACGCCGACGAUAACUUGUUGACUGUCGUCCAAGCAGAUGGUGUCAUCUUCUCCACUCCAACCGGUUCCACCGCUUAUUCUCUGUCCGCUGGUGGCUCUCUCAUGCAUCCAUCCAUUCCUGGAAUCCUUCUCACUCCCAUUUGCCCCCAUACUCUCUCAUUCCGCCCGAUGGUCCUCUCCGACUCCCAUCUUCUUCGCAUCUUAGUGCCCCAUACCUCGCGCUCUACGGCCUACUGCGCCUUUGAUGGUAAGGGUCGCGUCGAGCUCUCACAAGGCGACUAUGUCACCGUCGAAGCCAGCCAAUAUCCCUUCCCAACAGUCGUCGCAGAUGGCGGCGAAUGGUUCACCAGCGUGCAGCGUGCUCUACGCUGGAAUACCCGCGGAGCUGUCCAGAAAAGCUGGGACGGCCGCGCUGACGAUGCCGAAGAAGGUGAAGACGAACAAUGGGACAUUGACACUGAACCCUCGCCUGAAACCGAUAGCGGCAUCGGUCCGAGCGAGGAUGGCGACUCUUUAUGCCCCAAUCCGAUGCGGCGACAAAUGAGUCUCCUCAAUAUGUGA